This is a messenger RNA of Bipolaris sorokiniana ND90Pr, 845 nucleotides long. RefSeq lists its product as uncharacterized. The transcript has a single exon. Lineage: Eukaryota; Fungi; Ascomycota; Dothideomycetes; Pleosporales; Pleosporaceae. The record is from RefSeq and is a predicted model, not a curated record. The coding region runs from base 343 to 783 and encodes 146 amino acids.
GGCGUCGAUGAAGAAGAAGACUCAAACGCCGAACUCCAGGCCAUCAUAGACGUCGUGUCAGCCGAACAAGUAGAGGAAGCCGCGAAAGAAGCCGAAGCCGCAUAGAUCGCGCAUGUCAAGGACAUUGCCAGAAUCGCCAACGACGUUUCCGUAACUGGCGACGAGGUAGACUCCGUAAUUGGCGACGAGGUAGACUCCGUAAUUGGCGACGAGGUAGACUCAGUGGUCGGCGACCGAGAAGGGGAAACCCGUGUCAACUCUCCCGUCAGCGACGAUGCUGGCAACGAUGAGCAACCCACGACUCCCGCAUUAAGAGAUCCGUCCCAGCCCAAGAAACUCCACAUGAAAGUCCGAUUUAACCUCGGUGGUGGCGUCGAAGUCGCGCCAGGUGAGUUGAGCGACGGGGCUGCUGCGACUGAGCAGGUGGAAGAGGAGGAAGAGAGGGCGAGGCGUAGGAUGGGGCUGGAACGGGAUAGGGAGGCGGAUGAGGUAGAGAAGAGGAGGAGGUUGUUUGUUUCGGAGGAGGAGGAUGAUGCGUGGGAUGGGACAUUUAGUGAUGAGGAGUUGGAUGUGGAUGAGGAGGACGAGGACGAGGAUGGAGAAGACGAAGAGUCAGCUGGUGAUGCUGGGAGCGAGACGGAUGAUGAAAAGGAGAGUGAGGUUGACCGAAGUGGAGAAGAGGAUGAGGGCGAGGGGCAAGAAGCUGAGGUGAAAGAGAGUGAAAGAGAAGUAGGCGAGGAGAAGGAAGAUCAGGGCAGAAUCGAUGAGUUGAUGGAUGAUUGAGUGAGGUGUGUUGGAGACGUGGUUAGCGAUAGUCUUGGGACAUCCAUUGCAUGAAUCUGGUU